Molecule: messenger RNA, 1984 nt
Organism: Cuscuta europaea
Lineage: Eukaryota; Viridiplantae; Streptophyta; Magnoliopsida; Solanales; Convolvulaceae
Source: the annotation of a GenBank genome assembly
ACUUUUAAAAUAUCAAUUUCCAUCCUAAAGAGAGAUGCCCUUAAUUGAUUCUUUACUCCACCCAUAAACUCCAGGCUCACAAGGCCAAUACACAAACACACCAAGUUUUCUUUUCUUUGUUCUUCUCAAUUUAUGGCUCAAGAACCACAGGUAUAUAUGCUUUCAUUAUAUCACCUUGAUAUGUUCUAAUGAAACCUAGCUCCAAAUCCAUAGGGGUAUAAUCUGAUCUUCAAGUUGUCCAGAGAAUGCAGGGAAGUUGGGUCACUGAGGUACAGGUCCGAAUGGACUGCAAUGGGUGUGUUCAGAAAGUCAAGAAGGCUUUGAAUGGAAUUCAUGGUAUCUCUGAACUAUACAUUGAUUUUCCUCAGCAGAGGAUUACCUUAGUGGGAAGUGCAGAUCCUGAAAUGAUAGUGAAGGCAAUCAAGAAAAUCAGAAAAAGGGCAAUCAUAUGCUCUCAUACAGAACUGCCAGAGGAAAACCCAUCUCAGUCACAGGAGGUACCUCCCAAGGGUGGUGGUGGUGGUGGGUCAUCAUCCACUGAGUCUGCUAAUCUUCCAGCAGAAGCCACACCAGAUGAAGCAAGACCACCGACGGAGCCACCGAAAGAUCCAACACCUCAGGAGAUUAAUCAAAAGACAGUGGAAGAAAAGCCAUGUCCUGAAACAGCUGUGAGAAUGACCAACAAAAACCAUAGAGCUGUGGAAGACAUUCAACAAGUAUACAACCAUCCAGCGGACUAUUACAGUUAUGGAUAUGGUGGGGGAGCACCCCAAUGGAAUUACCAUCACCCACACGGCACCGGUAUGGGACUUGGACACCAACCGCCUCCAACGGCUCCAAGUGGUCUACGGUUCCGACAGGAGCCCACACCUCUUCCUCCAACCAUCAAUAGUUCGAAGCUCAUGUAUGAACCACCACUGCUGCCAAAUAAUAAUACUUUAAGGUUUAUGCAUGAAUCGCAACCUCCACCCUCCAGGAGUUCAACAAAAUGCCAUGAACCACCACCCCAAAAUCCAGAAUCCAAACAUGAUCGUGGAGAAGAAACGUGCAAUAAUCCCGAGUUCAAAUAUGACGCCAAUUUGAUCCAAAAGGGGUCACAUCUCAGACAAGAACCGCUGCCACACUCGAGUAGUAGUUCAAGACUCAAACCACAAGAACCACCGGUUCCACCCAACAAUUCAGAAUCCAAAUAUCACCGUGGACAAGAACCACCCUAUAAUCCGGAUUUCAAUUAUGAUCCAUACAUGAACCAAAAUGGUUCACGGUUCAGACAAGAACAGCUUCCAUACCUGAGUAGUAGUAGCAGUUCAAGAUUGAAGCAGCAAGAGCCAACACCACCACCACCAACACCACCUUACAAUGCAGGUGAAUCCAAAAAUGAUCCAUCAAUGUUGUACCAAAAUGGAAUGGAUUUCAGACAAAUAAAUGAACCACUAUCAUCACCCUACUACAGUUCAGAGUUCAGAAGGGACCCACCCACACAGCGACCUGUAUAUGUCUCGCAUAGCUACAAUGCCUACAAGCCACCACCUUAUGUAACUGGAUAUGAGUUUGCCCGGCCACAACCUCCCAGACAAAGGUAUAACAGUGAGCCUAACCCAUACACAGACAAUAUGUACCCUAUACCAAGGCCUUACACUGGUUAUGAUUAUGUCCACCCACGCAAUUCGCCUCCAGAUCAUUAUUCAGAGGAUAAUCGCAAUGGGAAUAAUAGCGAUGGAAAUAUGUCCUCCAUUUUUAGCGAAGAAAAUCCGAAUGCAUGCACAAUAUCAUAGUAACUGGUAGCAUACUUUGCUCAAAGUGCUAGAAUUCAAAGAACCUUGUGCAAUUGUCAAGGAGAAGAUAUGAUAAGCUUCAAAAGGCAAAAGGGAAUUUAUUCUUCGGUCCACUUAGAAUUCUAGACACGUGUAUUACCCACCAGACAAUUCAUUUCUUUUGUACAAUAAAAACAACUUUAUUCUUGGAAUACAUUCUGCAACUAAAA